Anneissia japonica is the source of this 872-nucleotide messenger RNA. RefSeq names its product protein chibby homolog 1-like. The record is from RefSeq and is a predicted model, not a curated record. The transcript has 4 exons. The coding region runs from base 193 to 600 and encodes 135 amino acids. NCBI's taxonomy places the organism in Eukaryota, Metazoa, Echinodermata, Crinoidea, Comatulida, Comatulidae.
ACUAACUUAACUUAAUCUAAAAUUGGAGCUUAGCAAAUAAAUAAAUAGGGAAGUUACUGUUUUGUUAAAAUAAAAAAUAUACUGUAGGCCCAGGCCUAUAUGCAAGCCGGUUUAAAUUUCAGACGAUAACGCAUGGAGGAAAGGGACGUGACUUCAAAUAUACACAACUGAGAGACUUCAACAGGAAACAAAAUGCCCCUUUUUGGCCCAAAGUUCACCCCAAAGAAAACACCACCUCGGAGAUCAUCGUCUCUGAACAACUUAAACAAGCUUGAGAGUUCCAUCCGAGAGGAAGAAUAUGGAUUACAGUACGAUGUCGCCCGACUCAAACUUGGUGGACAGGAACUCAAGUUUGAUAAAGAAAAUGGUGUCUGGAUAUCAGAUGGAGGUGGAGGAGGUGGUGGUGUAAGCCAGCGAGAAUUUAUGAAAUUGCGAAAGCAAAACCAGAAUUUACUUGAGGAGAACAACUUGUUGAAAUUGAAGAUGGAGGUCCUUCUUGAUAUGCUUGCUGAAACCACCGCCGAGAAACAUUUCCUAGAGAAAGAAAUUGAUGAUUAUGGUACCGGGACAACAAGUAGCAAACGAUCCUCAAAAAGAUGAUGCUAAUUAUAGUAUUUUAUUACAAUGGAAUUAAUUACAGUGGCAUCUGGGCUAUCUUCUGAACUAACUUGGAAUACUUUGAUUUGAUUUUGUACCCAGAAUCUGCCAACAUCCACAAGUUUCUUCAGACAUUCAGUCUUGACCUAGCAGUGUCUACAGCUAUCACCCUAUAUAUGGUAUGAUGUUAUCUAUCCAACUUUAAGAAGCAGCUUUAUGUUGUCGGGACACUUUGAUCCAUCUUUAGCAUUCUGCAUUCUAUUUACAGACUUUAC